This is a messenger RNA of Penicillium maclennaniae, 1506 nucleotides long. RefSeq names its product glycylpeptide N-tetradecanoyltransferase swoF. Gene Ontology annotation, biological process: N-terminal peptidyl-glycine N-myristoylation. Gene Ontology annotation, molecular function: glycylpeptide N-tetradecanoyltransferase activity. Gene Ontology annotation, cellular component: cytoplasm. The record is from RefSeq and is a predicted model, not a curated record. The transcript has 4 exons. Bases 1 to 1506 code for a protein of 501 amino acids. NCBI's taxonomy places the organism in Eukaryota, Fungi, Ascomycota, Eurotiomycetes, Eurotiales, Aspergillaceae.
AUGUCGGACCAAGACAAAGGCAAAGCGCCCCAGCGCGAGAGUGCGUCCGAUUCUGGAGCCCCAAGCGAAAAGGGUUCCUCCACCUCGAAGAAUCUUCCUCCCAAAGCGAUAGAGGCUCUUCUGAAUAUGAACCCUGCAUUGAAGAGCGAGCUUGCUACUAUGGAUCCCGAGACCGCGGCUAAGACUAUCGCCAACCUCGACCUCGACCAAAUGUUGACCGGACUCUCAAUCAAUGGAAAGAACCAGAAGGAUAUGGCCUCCUACAAAUUCUGGCAGACACAGCCCGUACCCAGCUUUGAGGAUCAGAAGAGCAAAGAGCCUGUUGCCCAGGGCCCUAUUAAGAUUAUCGACCCGGAGCGGGUUCCCAAGACACCUGGCCCGCUGGUUGAGGGCUUCGAGUGGUGCACUCUUGACUUGACAAAUGAAGAGGAGCUUAAGGAGCUCUACGAGCUACUGAACAACCAUUACGUGGAGGAUGAUAACGCCAUGUUCCGUUUCAAGUACUCGCAGUCGUUUUUGCACUGGGCCCUGAUGUCUCCUGGAUGGCAGAAGGAGUGGCACGUCGGUGUACGCGCCUCGAAGUCGCGCAAGUUGGUUGCCUCAAUUUGCGGCGUCCCAACGGAACUCCGAGUUCGCGGCGAGCGAAUUAAGGUGACCGAGAUCAAUUUCCUUUGCAUUCAUAAGAAGCUGCGGUCUAAGCGCCUGACCCCGGUUUUGAUCAAGGAAAUUACUCGCCGUUGCUAUGUCAAGGGCAUCUACCAAGCCAUCUACACUGGCGGCAUCAUCCUACCAACUCCUGUGGCUUCUUGUCGCUAUUAUCACCGUCCGCUUGACUGGCUGAAGCUAUACGAGAUAGGCUUCUCGUUCCUUCCGCACGGUUCGACCAAGGCACGCCAGAUCGCCAAGAAUCUCCUUCCCAGCAAACCUGAAAUCCCGGGCUUGCGUCCCAUGGAGGUCAACGAUAUUGAUGCAGUCUACGAUCUUUUGGAGCGAUAUUCGCUCCGAUUCGACAUGAACCAGGCAUUCACUCGCGAGGAGAUUGAGCACUGGCUGGUCUUCAAGGAGCAGCCGGGUAAGGAUCAGGUUGUCUGGUCGUACGUGGUCGAAGACCCUGAGACUCACAAGAUCACUGACUUUGUCUCAUUCUACAACCUUGAGUCCACUGUCAUUGAUCAUCCUAAGCACGAGACUGUGCGCGCCGCCUACCUUUACUACUACGCCACCGAGACUGCCUUUACCGAGGACCAGGUCACACUCGCAGCGCGUCUGCAGCACUUGAUCAAAGAUGCUCUUAUCUGUGCAAAGCAAGAAAAAUUCGAUGUCUUCAACGCUCUUACCCUUCACGACAACCCUCUCUUCCUUGAAAAGCUCAGAUUUGGCGCCGGCGACGGCUCGCUCCACUACUACCUUUACAACUACCGCUGUGCUCCGAUCAACGGAGGUGUCAAUGACAAGAACCAGCCUGAUCCGAAGAAGAUGGGAGGCGUCGGCGUUGUCAUGCUGUAA